Chaetomium fimeti is the source of this 1908-nucleotide messenger RNA. Its product is annotated as CTLH/CRA C-terminal to lish motif domain-containing protein. Gene Ontology annotation, molecular function: ubiquitin protein ligase activity; protein binding. Gene Ontology annotation, biological process: proteasome-mediated ubiquitin-dependent protein catabolic process. Gene Ontology annotation, cellular component: GID complex; nucleus; cytoplasm. The transcript is spliced from 2 exons. NCBI's taxonomy places the organism in Eukaryota, Fungi, Ascomycota, Sordariomycetes, Sordariales, Chaetomiaceae. The coding region runs from base 233 to 1546 and encodes 437 amino acids. The record is from RefSeq and is a predicted model, not a curated record.
AGCCAAGAGCAAAUCGGAUAGCUGCCCUCAUGCCUUCCCGGCCACUGGGGGACUUUCCCAAUCGGCACUAAGUUGGCUGGCUCUUUGGGCCGACUUCAUCCGCUUCAACUCGUCUGAGCUGUCGCAUACUCCUACCUACAAACCCAAACCAGGCCAACCGCACCUUUUGUACAAAAAAAAUAUCCGCAUGAAAUCUUCAGCCCCCUAAGUGGCUGGGAGCAGAAUCGCAGCCAUGGCGGACCUCGAAGCGGCCAAAAUCAACCAUGAUAAUCACUUGCUUCUUGAUCAACCGUGCUUGCGACUGCCAUACGAACUCCUACGCAAGAACUUCCGCUCCGUUCAUUAUCCCUUCGAGUGGGACUCGACCUCGGUCAAGAACGUCGUCAAAGAAACAGCCAACGGACUGAUCAGCGGGAAGGCUACACCGCAAGAUGCCGUCAAGAACCUGGAUCAGAUGCUGGUCAAGAUGCGUGGCCUAAAGCGCAAGCUGACGGCCGCUGCCGAGGAAGAGGACCGCCUGUAUCGCCAAAUGAGCUCUCGUGUUACUCACCUACACGAGCUCGCCGAUUUGAACACGGUCGACGACGUUCGGUACGAGGCCUGGUCCCGCCAACGUCUUGACCGCCUCUUGGUUGACUACAUGCUCCGGCACGGCUACGAUUCAUCCGCAAUGGCGCUGGCCGACGAGCGGAAAAUGCGGGACCUCGUCGACAUUGACACAUUCGUGGCCAUGAGCAAGAUCCGCAAGUCCCUCGAGGGCGGCAGCGUCCAGGAAGCACUCACGUGGUGCAACGAGAACAAGAAGGAGCUCCGCAAGAUGCAGUCCAACCUUGAGUUUUUGCUACGAUGCCAGCAGUACAUAGAAAUGAUGCGCACCGAUUCUCCAAUCAAGAUGGCCGAGGCUAUUCACCACGCGAAGAAGUACAUCACCCCCUUCACCGACACCUACCCGGUUGAGAUAAGCAACAUGGCUGGCCUUCUCGCCUACCGCCCGGAGACCAUAUCCGAACCCUAUGCCUCCCUCUAUAGCGCCUCCCGCUGGCAGCGACUCGCCGAUACAUUUGUCGAGGCCCACCUCAAACUCCUCGGCCUACCAAUGACUCCCCUCUUACACAUCGCCCUCUCAUCGGGCCUGUCCGCUCUCAAGACCCCCGCUUGCCACAGCACCCAGCUGCAGGUACCAAGUCAGCCCGAAGAAUCCCAACCCGUCAACGGGACUGCGACCACCACGGCCGCCGCCGACUCCAGUGACACUCCCACCGCCGUCCCACACCACCACCACGGCACGGCCUCGCUCACAACGCGCGUCUGCCCAAUCUGCUCGACCGAGCUCAACGCCCUCGCCCGCAGCGUGCGCUACGCCCACCACGGCAAGAGCCGCCUUCUCGAGCAGGAUCUGGUGCUGCUGCCGAACGGCAGGGUCUACGGGAAGGCCCGCCUCGAAGAAUACGCGGCGAAAUCGGGCCUGCCCGCGGGUCAAAUUAAGGAUUUGGUUACCGGGGAGGUGUUUUCGGGGGAGGAGGGGAGGAAGGUUUUCGUUACUUGACGAGGAGCAUGGGCAUUUUUAUGCGGAGGGUACGUUCGGGCGGGGCGACAAGGGCGUGGGUGCAUUAUCGGCGUUGAAUUUGGCUGCCUCUUUGGAUUGCUUUAUACGGUAGCGGACACGGGCUCGGGCGGCAGACAGUAUGGGCAUGGUGGGCAUGGAUUGGGUACGGCGGCGUACACGAGUUUCUAUCUCCGCUCCGGUUGGUUUGAAUGUGACGAGCGAGGACGUAGGCAAACAGGGCCAGCAGUUAGUACCCAGAUAGGUACCAGAGAAACACGAGCGAUGAAUGAGUCCUCUAAAGGUUGAACGAGGCCGAUCUCCUGAUAGCAGUACUCCCGGGUACACCUAGGCAUGACGGGUAC